GGCGCUGAUGUCUGAGAUCCCAGGGCAGGUGUCCUGCGGAGGCAUCCCUCCCCUGACAGAGCUCUGAUGCUGCUCCUUCCCCUGAUCCUGUUCCUCUCCAGGGAACUCUGCUGCCCUGGGGAAGUCAUGGCAGCUCCAGGAUCCCGUCAUCCAGCAGCAGAAGAGCCCCCCACCUUCCGCAUGCUCCAGAUCUCUUCCUUUGCCAACCACAGCUGGGCGCGCACCCUGGGCUUAGCCUGGCUGGGGGACCUGGAGACUCACUCCUGGGACUGGGUCGUGGGCACCAUCCGCUUCCUGCGGCCCUGGUCCCGGGGAACCUUCAGCAAGGAGGAGAUGAAGCACAUACAGGCGCUGUUCCAGUUUUACCUGCAUGCCUUUACCAGGGAACUACCAGCCUAUGUCUCUCAAUUUCAGUUAGAAUAUCCCUUUGAGGUCCAGAUAGCAGCCGGCUGUAAAAUUCAUGCUGGAAAGACCUCUGAAUUCUUCUUAAAUGGGGCAUAUCAAGGAUCAGAUUUCCUGAGUUUUCAAGGAACUUCGUGGGAGCCAUCUCCAGGAGCAGGGAGUCAGGCCCAGAAUGUCUGCAAGAUGCUCAAUCGCUACAGAGAUAUUAAAGAAAUAGUGCAGACCCUUCUUGGUUAUACCUGCCCUCGAUUUCUGGCAGGCCUCCUUGCAGCAGGAAGGUCAGAACUGGAACGACAAGUGAAGCCCCAGGUCUGGCUGUCCAGUGGCCCCAGCCCUGGGCCUGGCCGUCUGCUGCUGGUCUGCCAUGUCUCAGGAUUCUACCCAAAGCCCGUGUGGGUGAUGUGGAUGCGGGGUGAGCAGGAGCAGCCAGGCACUCGGCAAGGUGACCUCCUGCCCAAUGCUGAUGGGACGUGGUAUCUCCAAGUGACCCUGGAUGUGGCGGCUGGGGAGGUGGCUGGCCUGUAUUGCCAAGUGAAGCACAGCAGUCUUGGAGGCCAUGAUAUAAUCAUCCACUGGGGCAGAUACUCCAUCCUUCUGAUACUGAUCUGUUUGAGUGUAAUAGUUACUCUGGUCAUGUUGGUUGUAGUUAACUCAUGGUUUGAAAAACAAUGUUCAAUUUGGAACCAUGUCUCUCCCCAUGUUCCAAGCACUGUCUUUCCCAUGGGAGCCAACACUCAGGACACUAGGAGUUCAGGGCACCCGCUCUGCUUGGCACAAGAAUCACGGAUAAAAAAAAAAUUCUUGGAGAAGUGGAAAAAAAGCCUAAAGCAAUUCUGGUGACAUUAGUUUCACCUUAUAUGUGAAAGGUACACCUUGUCUGUAUCUUAAACAUGAUUUUAUUAAAACAGUUUGUUAAAAAAAAAAAUAGUUUGUUCUAGCAAAGAUACUGAUCCUUUUAGGAAUCUGUUUUUUUUUUUUUUUUAUCUUCCAGCAGUAUCUUUUCUGCUUUGGCUACGUACACAUUCUGCACUAUCAAUUCUUCAAACUGUAAUUCAGAUGCCUCUUCCUCACGGA
This is a messenger RNA of Nycticebus coucang (slow loris), 1476 nucleotides long. Its product is annotated as T-cell surface glycoprotein CD1e, membrane-associated-like. Gene Ontology annotation, biological process: positive regulation of T cell mediated cytotoxicity; antigen processing and presentation, endogenous lipid antigen via MHC class Ib; immune response. NCBI's taxonomy places the organism in Eukaryota, Metazoa, Chordata, Mammalia, Primates, Lorisidae. The transcript is spliced from 6 exons. Gene Ontology annotation, cellular component: external side of plasma membrane. Gene Ontology annotation, molecular function: endogenous lipid antigen binding; exogenous lipid antigen binding; lipopeptide binding. Bases 67 to 1242 code for a protein of 391 amino acids. The record is from RefSeq and is a predicted model, not a curated record.